Messenger RNA from Cylindrotheca closterium, 1386 nucleotides. The record is from the annotation of a GenBank genome assembly. Lineage: Eukaryota; Bacillariophyta; Bacillariophyceae; Bacillariales; Bacillariaceae.
AUGAAGACUCGUGUACCUCGCGAUCAGCCGACGCGACAAAAUCUAUUCCUCUUCCUGCUCGUUUCUCUCUUGUUCUUCUGGAUUAUUGCUGAGCAUAAAUUCACGAACUCCAAGUUUCUCUUAGCCUUGACCAAUUUGCCAACCUACACGAACCCUGCCAAUGACAUUGUCUUCCACAAUGCCAUCAACUCGUCUGAAGCAUCCGGCAAUUCUGAUCGUACAAUCAGUAACGACUGUUUGGUACAUACCUCGCUAAACGUAUCGGCGGGAUGGAAGAUUGAUGGCGGGAUAUUGGAACAAGAAACGGCCACCUGUGGAAAGUUAAGGCGAAAGUGGGAACACAAUCCACCUGAAUCACCUCUUGCCAAACAGAUGGCGAACCAUCAGUCAGAUUGUUCCAAACCCAUUGCCACGCAUUAUUUGGAUAAUACAUACGGUUUGGGGUCCCAUUUGAUCUUGUGGGGUCAAGCCAUGUGCAAUGCCAUGGAGCAAGGAUACCGUCUUCAUUCUUCCAUCAAAGUGGAUUCGGAAUACAAACAGUGGAUUUGGUUGGAUCAAGAAUACUGUGCUACACAAGACGAGCAUCCCAUGACCUGUUAUUUUCCUUGGGCCGAAGAGGAAGCUUGCGCUCUUGCCAACCAAGAUUCCACUGGAAAUAUAAAAUUCAGCUACAAUUUUACGAAUGUUACUGUUCAGGACCCACGGGCCUACCGCUGUGCCCUGACCCAAAAAACGGUUGGCAUCACAGAACGAGACGAGUACCGAGCUUCAGCUACCGAAUACCUCUUUUCUCACGUCAGUCCACUCGUCAUUCAAGAAGCCCAACGACAAAUUGGAAUAAUCUUUGGAGACCUGCCGAAUGCCAUGGCGCCAGAGAAUCUCAUCACUGUACACAUUCGAUGGGGCGACAAGUUUUGGGAAAUGGACUUGGCCAAGAUUGAAGAAUACAUUGAUGCCAUCCAAUCGUUAAUCCAGUCGGAUGCGAGUUUGGUCGGUCCAGAUGGACUGGUCCAUAUUUAUUUGGCCACUGAAGACCCAAAGGCUCACGAUGAGUUCUUGGCGGCGGUCCCCAAUGAUUGGAAGGUAUAUGCAGAUAUAACCUUGCAAGAAAUCAAUUCAUUUCGACCCGUCAAGGGAAAUCGAGCCUCUCAUGCCACUCGAAAUACCAAAGGAAGAGCCGGACUGGUAGCCAUGGGCAGCCUGCUAGUGGCGCUCGAAGCCAAGGCAUACGUAUUGACCACCAAAUCGAACUUUAGUUCUUUGAUCAAUCAUCUGCGGCGAAAGAUUGUGAAUCGACAGUGUCGCAAAAGUGAAGGGAGAAUCAACGAUGAUGAUAACGGCGACGAAUGCACGGCUGCCAUUGAUUUGAGACCUGAUGUUUGGUAG